AUGAAGUUUGCUGCCUCAACUGUUGCCUACCUUGCUCUUGCAAGUCUUAGUUUCCUCCAUGCUGAUGCAUCGGAGAGAGCUCACCAGCACCUGCGUACCCAUGUCGAGGAACGCGAGGUUGCCCAUCGUUUCCCAUCGCACCAAACCCAGGGUGAAGGAGAUGGUUCCCCUCAUGUGAGGGAAAAGAACCAUUCUGCCGGGAGGUAUGAGGAUUAUCCUGAUCCUGAUUACAAGGAUCGUGGGUAUGAAGAGGGUCCCGAUCCUAGGUAUGAAGAUGGUCCUGAUCCUAGAUACGAGGAUCGUGGGUACGAGGAUCCUGACCCUAGAUACGAGGAUCCUGAUCCUAGAUACGAGGAUCGUCCUGAGCCAAGAUCUGAGGUUUAUCCCGAACCAAGAUACGAAGAUGCUCCAGUUGCACGAGAGGCCAACCCGGACGGAUCUUGUCCCUUCAUUGAAGCAAUUGCAGAAUUUACUGACGUUGAAAUCCCACAGGUAACAAAUAGCGACGAGAAGGAACUCCUUGUGAUCCCUAUGCCAAAUGGUAUAGGGGGAGAGGAUAUCAACAUCAUUGAUUUCCUUAAUGACAAGUUGAAGGAUGAUGCAAUUCUUCCUGUGAUCAAACCAGGUGACGAAGUGCCCAACAGUUCUACUAAUAUGGUUUGCAAACAUAUUGACUACAUCGAUGAAAGUGUCGAUGUGCUUGUUGCUGGCAUUCCAGCAGGAACAAAAGGCCUUUGUUUAGCUUUCAAUCCCUGUGAACAAAUCUAUGCUGUAUCGGCAGGAUUUGUCAAAGUAGACAUUCCGCUCACAAAUCCUCUUCUUAAGCUUGGCUUCACGUUGAACACAAUUGGAAUUUCGAUCAACAAGGACUUCACUAUUGAGACCCACAAUGAAAUGUGGGAUGGGGGCUCCAUGGAUGCUGUGUCGAAGGUGGAUGGACAUUUUGCCCUCAAAGGAACUCUCAGUCUCAAGUUUGGUGAAGAAGAUUCGAUUUUUGAAUUUUCCGUGAAUGGGAGAGCGAGAAUCUUUGUUGAUGUUGAUCCUGCCAAUGAUAACACUCAUCUUACAGCUUUCGAACACAUGGAUGACUUUGAAAUGGUCAUAUCUGGCCUAAUUUUUCCGAAGAUUGUCAUUGGCAAAUUCCCAUUAGUUCUCACCUUCAAUUUCUCCAAGGUCCUAAACGCUGCAAUUGACAUCCACCUCCUUGUUGACGAGCAGAAUACCCAGCUUGAAUUCGCUGCAUCCGUCAACACUGAUUUGAUGAACAUUUGUGAAGUUUCUCCUGCCACCAAGUUCCUCUGCAAGUAUUUUGAACAAGCUAGUGCGGGUCUCAGCCUCCAAGUUCAAUCUUUUGUAAAUAUCAAUCAAGAAUUCGGGCUUCGGUUUGCCAUUAGUGGUGAACUUGACGCUCCUGAAUUCAUGGACAUUGCUUUCAAACAGCUAUUCCCCAAGUGGCCAGCCGACGGGCAUGCUUUUGAUCUCUCUAUUUGGUUUGAGCUCAAUGCCGACCAAGAAAUCGAGACGUGUGUUGAUGCAGGCUUAGGACCAAUGUGCUUCACCCCCAAGUGCCUCAAUAACGACGACUGUGGUGGAGAUCAGAUCUGCCAUCUGUUCAAAUGUCAGGCAAAGUUGCCAGACGGAACGGUUGGCUGCUUCAGUGAUUACGACUGUCAGAACUUUUGCAAUGGAGGAAUCUGUACAGGAAAGCUUGACAAUGGUCAAAUGUGCAACUGGGAAGACAUUCGAUGCAAAAGCGAUCAUUGUGUUGGUAACAUUUGCCGCGAGUGCGCAAAGCAUUCCGAUUGUCCAUCUGGUGAGGCCUGCCGAGGUACUCCUUUGCAAUGCAGAGAGCUACAUGAUAACGGCUCCAUGUGUAACUGGGAUGAUAACAACUGUGCCAGUGGGCAUUGUGUUAGUAACAUUUGCCGCGAGUGCGCAAAGCAUUCCGAUUGUCCAUCUGGUGAGAGCUGCCGAGGUACUCCUUUGCAAUGCAGAGAGCUACAUGAUAACGGCUCUAUGUGUAACUGGGAUGAUAACAACUGUGCCAGUGGGCAUUGUGUUAGUAACAUUUGCCGCGAGUGCGCAAAGCAUUCCGAUUGUCCAUCUGGUGAGGCCUGCCGAGUGGACAUUGUGUUGGUAACCUUUGCGCAGAGUGCGACGGUAGUAAUAGCCACUGCAAGUCUUGGCAGUGGUGCGACGGAAACAAAUGCAGAUCGAAAGGCAAUGAUGGGUAUUGGUGUUAUGGUGAGAACGCCAGGUGCCACAGUAAUUCCUGCAAAUGGGAAAAGGAUGGAUUUUGGGAUCCUGGUCAUUACGGAUGUCAAGGAAACUAGAUCCCCGCCUUUCCUACUGUGUGAAUCGCAGACUUGUCAUAUUCCCAGAGCUGCAGAACCGAUGUAUAAGGCUGCAAGAGAGCGAGAUGUCAAGACUCAUUUCCGCUUAUGUCAUUAA
Messenger RNA from Cylindrotheca closterium, 2451 nucleotides. NCBI's taxonomy places the organism in Eukaryota, Bacillariophyta, Bacillariophyceae, Bacillariales, Bacillariaceae. The record is from the annotation of a GenBank genome assembly.